Molecule: messenger RNA, 1619 nt
Organism: Neurospora crassa OR74A
Lineage: Eukaryota; Fungi; Ascomycota; Sordariomycetes; Sordariales; Sordariaceae
Product: mitochondrial genome maintenance protein Mgr2
Exons: 5
Coding region: 230-577 (115 amino acids)
Biological process (GO): protein import into mitochondrial matrix; protein insertion into mitochondrial inner membrane
Cellular component (GO): TIM23 mitochondrial import inner membrane translocase complex
Source: RefSeq, a predicted model, not a curated record
CCUGUAGCACUUGAUAGUUCCUCCCGGCGGGCAAGGCUGAUGCGGUGGAGUCCUCGUUCACACGCUGAAAUCGUCCGUGCGUCACUUUUUGCAAUUGCCCGCGGCAACCACUCUAUCGCGGAAUUCCUCCCACUUCUUUGAGAUCGCAAGCGAAGCAGCAUCAGCUGGCAGUUCCUCUGGCCGCAAUUAGCUUUGCAGUGUCGUCAAUCCCAUACCGCCAAUUACCAAGAUGCCUCCUCCUCCCCAGCACGGUGGUGCCGUUGGGCCCUCCAACUUUGACAAGUUCAAGAUGGGUGCCAUGAUGGGCGGCACUGUCGGCUGCAUCAUUGGUUUCAUUUUCGGGACCGUCAACAUUUUCAGAUAUGGUGCCGGCCCUAACGGCAUCAUGAGGACAUUGGGCCAGUACAUGCUCGGUUCGGGCGCGACCUUUGGCUUUUUCAUGUCCAUCGGAAGCGUCAUUCGUUCCGACUCCUCGCCCAUUGUCGCCGAGGCCUAUUAUCGUGCCCAGAGGAGGCCCAUGAUUAUGGCCGCCCAGGCCUUCCGCCCCGCCUACUACCCGACUCGUCGCUCCGACUAAGCGUCCACGCAGGAGGCACGAUUUGCUGUACUUUAUGUGUAAAUAAUAGGGCCGCACUCGGGAGCGACUAUGGAUACGGCGUCUUGGGCGUUUGUUCAGAAUUCACAGAAAUUCUAAUCAUGCGUGGAUCAGUUUGGGCCCCUUUUGUCUGAUAUAACUUUUGACGAGCGACAACUCAGGAAGGGUGCUUCCGGGCUUCUGUGCUUGUAUUCAACAGAUGUUUGCUGACUUUCAUGACAACAGGCCAGCUUUACGAAUGGGCAUGCUGUGCAAGCCGACCGGCAUGAUGAGGCUCUUCGGCUGUGCUACAACAUUGGGCCUGAGUUAGCAUGUUAAUUUUGUUGGAAUGGAAAUUCAGCAACACGUAUACUAUGCGAAACGAGAUCAGCGCCCAAAGUUUCACAUCCUGGUUAAAGGCGGCCAAGUGAUCGAUACAUACAAGCCACCCUAAUACCGUCUAAGACAAUUUCAUGCGGCUCAAAAAAUGCAUCGCACUUGCAAUCUUAAAGCAAUAUCCAUUCACUCCCUUGAGAAUAUCUCGUCCAGUGAACCAACAGAUACCCAACCAUCGUCACUUCCGCCAAGAGGAGACAAACUGGGCGAAAAUAUUGGAGAGAAAUCAUCUUUACCACUGUACGGAAUCGAGUCAACAGCAGUAGCUCGAAACUUGCAACAAGUGCCAGUCAAAGGAGGCUGAGAUCCGCGGCAAGAGGAAUACAUCAGCUUCUAGACAUGCCACAGUCUUACUUAGGAGGAUCGGUUUCUGGCUGUUGCUGCAUCUGCAUACAUCCAGCUGCGGUCCGGACUCGUUGACCUAGCAACAUUGCGACUCUCUGUUCGAAUACAGCGAUCAAUCGACUAAAGCUAGUUACAGGUCAUUGGUUCAUUCUUUUUGGAUGACGGGCUCGACCGAACAGUUCCCAUUGUUCCGGCAGCAUUUGUUGCCAUGCUUUGGGAUUUUCCAAGGUCGUCCGUCAGCAGCCUUCUCAUUUUUUGGCGCUUGUUCUGUUUUGCCAGUUCCUUGCUUCCUGCACCGGCGAUC